AAGUCGUGACCAAACGAUCGUUUAAAUCCUAACCCAAAAGAUAACCUUCUCAGUUGGAGCUUGUAAGUCAACCGAGUAUACCGCACAUUGCGUGGUCACCAGUGUCUUUGCAAUGUCAGACUUACUGCUUCUUGUUCUGGUCGGGUUUCUUGUCACCGCUGAGGUGUCUGGUCACGGGCGUUUAAUCGAUCCUCCUUCCCGGAAUAGCGCGUGGAGAUACGGGUUCAAAACGCCAACCAACACCAACGACCAUGGACUGUUUUGCGGAGGCUCCAGGAGACAAUGGGUAACAAAUGGCGGGAAAUGUGGCAUCUGUGGUGACCCGUAUGACGGACCACGUGAUCAUGAAGCGGGCGGUCCCUACGCAACCGGCACCAUCGUGCGCACCUACCAAUCAGAAGACGUCAUCGAUAUAGCUGUGGAGUUGACUGCGGCUCAUCUGGGAUAUUUCGAGUUCAGGAUUUGCCCUCAUAAUGAUCCCAACACACCUGCAAGCCAGGAAUGUUUGGAUAAACACGUAUUGAGGAGAGCAGACGACAGUGGUGUGCGGUUCCCUAUCACAGGUGGCGCCAGUGUCUACAAGAUGAAGUACAAGCUGCCGUCUGGCAUGGUGUGUUCUCAGUGCGUUAUGCAGUGGAAAUACCAUACAGGUAAUAGCUGGGGCACUGACCCAGAUACUGGUCGUGCUUGUACUGGCUGUGGUCCACAGGAAGAGUUUAUUAACUGCGCAGACGUUGCCAUAGUCGCUGAUGACAGCGGGUCAUCUACAGGCAACUUGUCCACCAGCGCGGUGCCAUCUACUACCGCAUCUUCUACCGUAGAGCCCUCUACCACAACUACAACUACACCCUCAAGAACUACAGUGUCCAAUACAAUCCCUACCACUACCACUGCAACGACUACUCUUCCCACUGAAAAACCGACUGCCACCCCAAAACCGACAACAGUUGAACCUACUACUACUUUCUCAACUACCACAACUACGGAGGAACCGACUAUCACUGAAAAACCAACUACGACAGUGGAACCUACUACUCCAUCAACGACCACCACUACCACGGAGAAACCGACUACCACGCAAGAACCAACAACAACCAUGAAGCCAACUACUCCAUCUACAACUACCACUACCACGGAGAAACCGACUACCACGCAAGAACCAACAACAACCAUGAAACCAACUACUCCAUCUACGACCACCACUACCACGGAGAAACCGACUACCACCGUAAAACCAACAGCAGCAAAAGUAACUACUCCCGAACCAACGACAACCAAGCGACCUGCCAAGCCCAAUAAAGGGCGCUUGGUGUGUGAGUGGGUGGGUCCUCAGGCUAUACGCUUCGGCAUGAAGACUUGGUGCAGGAACAACUGUAUGGCAGGCUACUGUCCUCCCACUCAUUGUAAAUGUACUCGCCAGUAGACUGACCACAUUAAAGACAUCCUGAAGUUUAGAGCACUGACUUUACCCUGCUUGCCCUAAGGUAAUAAUGGGUAUGUGUACUAUGCAAAAAACCUUGAAAAAACAGGGUGUUUUGGUAACGGCUCUGCACAUGUUACGAAUACAUAUAAACCAUUGAUUUUGAUGGUGUUUUCUAAAAAAUGCCUCGUUGGUGGUUUGAAUAAAAUGAGAUUGCCAAGCAUC
Lingula anatina is the source of this 1645-nucleotide messenger RNA. RefSeq lists its product as uncharacterized. The record is from RefSeq and is a predicted model, not a curated record. Lineage: Eukaryota; Metazoa; Brachiopoda; Lingulata; Lingulida; Lingulidae.